Patiria miniata (bat star) is the source of this 1457-nucleotide messenger RNA. RefSeq names its product elongation factor Tu, mitochondrial-like (gene tufm). The record is from RefSeq and is a predicted model, not a curated record. Gene Ontology annotation, biological process: mitochondrial translational elongation. The transcript has 11 exons. Lineage: Eukaryota; Metazoa; Echinodermata; Asteroidea; Valvatida; Asterinidae. The coding region runs from base 62 to 1420 and encodes 452 amino acids. Gene Ontology annotation, cellular component: mitochondrion. Gene Ontology annotation, molecular function: translation elongation factor activity; GTP binding; GTPase activity.
AGCUGUUUUAUGUACCAUUUCUUGCGUAUAUUUAAACGUGCGUGAUUGAAGUUAUGAAAGCAUGGCCGCUAUGAUUUCGUACCGCUUGUGCAGUACAUUGUCAGGUGUUCGCAGCAGUCUCACCCAAGGACUGCUGGACAGUGCCAUCAGAAACACCAAGCCAUGUCUUCUGCAGACGAGACACAUCUCCAGAGUAGCCGCGCCACUCUAUGCCGCCGAGGCCAAGGCGAAGUUUGAGCGCCGGAAGCCCCACGUCAAUAUCGGCACCAUUGGCCACGUCGACCACGGGAAAACGUCGCUGACUGCUGCAAUCACAAAAGUGCUUGCUGAGGAAGGCAAUGCCAAGUAUCACAAGUACGACGAGAUCGACAAAGCUCCCGAAGAGAAGAAGCGUGGUAUCACCAUCAACGCAGCCCACGUGGAAUAUGAGACGCCUAACAGGCACUACGCCCACACUGACUGCCCGGGCCAUGCUGAUUACAUAAAGAACAUGAUCACAGGAGCUGCUCAGAUGGAGGGGGCUAUCCUGGUAGUGGCUGCCACCGACGGACAGAUGCCCCAGACCCGCGAACAUCUGCUGCUUGCUAAGCAGAUCGGAGUGGACCACAUAGUGGUGUUCAUCAACAAAGCAGACGCGGUGGAUUCUGAGAUGUUGGAGCUGGUAGAGUUAGAGAUGAGGGACGUUUUGUCGGAGUACGGCUACGACGGCGAGAACACACCCAUUAUCAUCGGGUCAGCUCUGUGUGCGCUGGAGAAUAAGAGUCCAGACAUUGGCGUCGAGUCCGUCAAGAAACUUCUGGAAGUCGUGGAUGAGUGGAUCCCUCUCCCUCCCCGCGACCUGGAAAAACCUUUCCUAAUGCCCGUCGAACAGGUCUACUCGAUAGAAGGAAGAGGCACCGUUGUGUCCGGCAGGGUCGAAAGAGGGUACAUCACCAAGAAUGAAGAAGUAGAGUUUAUUGGGCAGGACGCCAAGAUUAAGUCUGUUAUUACAGGCAUCGAGAUGUUCCACAAGAUUCUUGACAAGGGAGAGGCGGGCGACCAGAUGGGUACGUUGGUCAGGAACGUGAAGCGAGAUCAGAUCAAGCGAGGCAUGAUGCUGUGCCGACCCAACACCUACAAAGCAAACAACCACAUCAAAGCACAGGUUUACAUUCUCACAAAGGACGAGGGCGGCAGACACAAGCCGUUUGUCAGCAACUUCACUCCGGUCAUGUUCUCCUAUACAUGGGACACGUCGGCCAGAAUCACCUUACCUGAGGGCAAAGAAAUGGUCAUGCCAGGAGAGGAUGUUAGCCUGACCUUGGCGCUACAGAAGAACAUGGUCGUGGAGGUGGGCCAGAGGUUCACCCUGCGUGACGGCCGGAUCACGCUGGGCACGGGAAUCAUCACCGAAAUCCUCCCGCAGAUUGAAAAGAGCUAGUGCAAGUUAGGUUUUGCUGUGUCAGAAAAUAUUCCCC